AUGGCCCUCAGCUUUGUUGACAUCCCUCUCGAAUUAUUACCUAUAAUCUUUGAUUUUGUAGUCAGAGCUCAACACCUUGCAUUCUUAUGUUUGGUGAAUAAAUCAUUCAACGAAUUUGCGAUCCAAAGGCUCUACCGGCGCAUUUACAUCUACGCAUGGCACAAGGCUAAGUCAAAGGUCGUUCUGCUGUUCCAGACACUUUCGAAUUGUCCUCGUCUUGCACAAUACGUUUCACGUCUCGAGAUAAGAGCCUUUCCAAAGGCACUCUCUUCUUCGUCAUACAGCGACCUCCUGGAUCUUUGCACAAGAGGGAUACAGAAUUGUGUCAACCUGAGAUCAUGUGCCUGGACUCGAGAUGGCUCGCUGGAAUCAGCGAUUCUCCUGGCUCUACAGCAAUGUCCCCAACUUAAUGAACUCGAGAUCAACGGAAAGGACAGCGGAUACUAUGAUCCUAACAUACUUACACAGUUCUCUAAACUGUCUAGAAUAUCACUCAUAAUGCCGAGCGCGCAAGUUAUUGAAGUUCUUCCCUCCUGGAUAUCCGCUACAGGUCCAACCCUUCGGAACCUUACUUUGAUCUGCCAGACAUCGAACCUAAUCACUGAUACCUUGCUGGAAACUCUCGCUCCUAGCAUGACUGAAUUGGAUCAAUUAUUUAUUAUUGGAUGCCCAAAGGUGACACAUAGAGGCAUUGGUGAAAUUGUGUCAGCCAACCGUAAUGGCCUCACGGGUAUCGGACUCGAGAGGCUUUCCCCAGCGUUUGAUAUGACCAGUUUCAACAGCACCUGCAAGAAGCAUCGGGCGUUUAGGCGUCUCAGAUCAAUCACUUUGGCGGUUCAUAUUGAGACGCCCUUUCAGACAUGGACGAGUGAUGUAACGGAACUACUAUCCACUGCGCCAUUAGAAGUAUUACAAAUUUAUGCCACGACGCCAACUCCCAAAAUGGUUAUCGCGGACGAUUUUUGGAGAACCAUUGUCACGAUGCACGGGUCGCGCCUCAAGCGGUUUUCUAUUGACCGGAUGUCCAUUAGUAUGGGUGCAUUACAUGACAUAUGUUCCCGAUGUUCUGUUUUAGAGCAACUGUUUGUCGUCACCGCGCGGCAUAAUUUGGAUGAUGUGACCCGCUGUUUCGCCGUUGCUCGUAACCUCCGCGAGAUUCAUGUCAAUUUUUAUCGUGAAGUAGAUGAAACGGAAGAGCGGUCCAUGAUGAAAGAUGCUCUGUACAUUGUCCAACAAUGUCCUGCCACAGUGACGCAGAUUGGAUGCGAUACAAGGGUUUGGCACGUACGACGUGAGUUGCGGAUGAACGACAAGAGUGAAUUAUACACCGUACCUACCCUCACUAGUUAUGAGAAUCCGGAUAUACCGGAACAAUUUCUUGUCGCUCGAGGGGCGUAG
Molecule: messenger RNA, 1398 nt
Organism: Suillus subaureus
Lineage: Eukaryota; Fungi; Basidiomycota; Agaricomycetes; Boletales; Suillaceae
Exons: 7
Coding region: 1-1398 (465 amino acids)
Source: RefSeq, a predicted model, not a curated record